Messenger RNA from Talaromyces amestolkiae, 1896 nucleotides. RefSeq lists its product as uncharacterized. Bases 1 to 1896 code for a protein of 631 amino acids. NCBI's taxonomy places the organism in Eukaryota, Fungi, Ascomycota, Eurotiomycetes, Eurotiales, Trichocomaceae. Gene Ontology annotation, molecular function: ATP binding; protein serine/threonine kinase activity. Gene Ontology annotation, biological process: protein phosphorylation. The transcript has 9 exons. The record is from RefSeq and is a predicted model, not a curated record.
AUGUCGUGGAAUAUCACAAAGAAGCUGAAGGAAACGCAUUUAGCGCCCCUAGCUGCCUUUGGACGCUCAUCGUCGACAUCGACGAUCAAGGGCGAACCCGCCGAAGAGACCACCCCAGUACCAUCGCAACGACCCACUAUAACAUCACAAGUCUCCAAUGGAAUUGUCGACUCCGAGGCCCUAGUAUCACCCCCGGUUGCUUUAGUCAAACCCGGUAUAUUGAUCGUGACUCUUCACGAAGGAAAGGGGUUUUCGCUAUCUCCCCAUUACCAACAGAUAAUCAAUUCCCAUUUUCAAAAUCCGAAUGGCCCUAUACGCCCGAAUUCCUCCUCCUCACACUCCGCGCAGACCGCAGGGUCUUAUACACAACCUGCCCGCCCCCAGUCUACCAGCAGUGGUAUCAACGCCGCACCUACAAUUCACGGCCGCUACCUGACCAAGUAUCUCCCAUAUGCGCUUCUCGACUUUGAUAAGAACCAGGUCUUCGUCGAUGCCGUGUCUGGAACUCCCGAAAACCCAUUAUGGGCUGGCGACAACACCGCCUUCAAAUUCGAUGUUUCGCGACAAACCGAAUUGAGUAUACAGAUAUAUCUCCGCAACCCAGCUGCUCGGCCAGGAGUUGGGCGUAGUGAAGAUAUAUUUCUUGGAGCUACCAAGAUGCAACCGCGUUUGCAAGAAAAUACGACUUAUGUGGAAGACCCCAAAUUGAGCAAAAAGGAAAAUCAAAGAGCGGCAGCUGAGCAAGAAAGAACUGUGGGUCAGCUGGGAACUGAAUGGCUGGACUUGCAGUUUGGGACCGGUUCGAUCAAAAUUGGACUGUCUUUCGUGGAGAAUAGGGCUCAUAGCAUGAAGCUAGAAGAUUUUGAGCUUUUGAAAGUUGUUGGCAGGGGAUCAUUUGGCAAAGUUAUGCAAGUGAGGAAGAAAGAUACCAAACGUAUCUAUGCGCUUAAGACGCUCCGCAAAGCACACAUUAUCUCCAGAUCCGAAGUUGCACAUACUCUCGCUGAACGAUCAGUGCUGGCCCAGAUUAACAAUCCAUUCAUCGUACCAUUGAAGUUCUCCUUCCAGUCCCCAGAGAAGUUGUAUCUUGUCCUCGCAUUCGUGAACGGUGGUGAAUUAUUCCAUCAUCUACAACGGGAGCAACGCUUCGAUAUCAACCGAGCUCGGUUUUAUACUGCGGAGUUGCUGUGUGCGCUUGAAUGUUUGCACGGAUUCAAGGUCAUUUACCGUGAUUUGAAGCCGGAGAAUAUCCUUUUAGAUUACACUGGUCAUAUUGCAUUGUGUGAUUUUGGACUUUGUAAACUCGAUAUGAAGGAUGAAGAUCGAACAAACACCUUUUGCGGUACACCCGAAUAUCUUGCUCCAGAAUUGCUAUUAGGCAAUGGGUAUACAAAGAGCGUAGACUUUUGGACGCUCGGAGUUCUACUCUAUGAGAUGUUGACUGGUCUGCCACCAUUCUACGAUGAAAACACAAACGAAAUGUACAAGAAAAUCGUCCAAGAACCAUUGACAUUCCCAAGCCACGAUAUCGUACCCGCCGCAGCUCGCGAUCUCUUGACCCGUCUUCUCGACCGCGACCCUCAGCGUCGUCUGGGCGCAAACGGAGCCGCAGAAAUCAAGGCACACCAUUUCUUCUCGAAUAUUGACUGGCGCAAGCUUCUGCAGAGGAAGUAUGAACCUACUUUUAAGCCCAGCGUGGUCGACGCCUUGGAUACGGAGAAUUUCGAUCGUGACUUUACAGAAGAAAUACCAGUUGAUUCAGUCGUCGAGGGUAACGCGCUUUCCCAGACCAUGCAAGAUCAGUUCGCAGGCUGGUCCUACAACCGACCUGUCGCAGGCUUUGGUGACGCCGGAGGCAGUGUCAGAGACCCAUCUUUUGCCAGCAUCCCUGAAUAA